Molecule: messenger RNA, 506 nt
Organism: Gekko japonicus
Lineage: Eukaryota; Metazoa; Chordata; Lepidosauria; Squamata; Gekkonidae
Gene: RPLP2
Product: ribosomal protein, large, P2
Exons: 5
Coding region: 119-463 (114 amino acids)
Biological process (GO): cytoplasmic translational elongation
Cellular component (GO): cytosolic large ribosomal subunit; ribosome
Molecular function (GO): structural constituent of ribosome
Source: RefSeq, a predicted model, not a curated record
GCUGGAGCGUCCGGGGCCGAAUCCACGCGGCGGACUCCGCCUCUUCCUUUCGGCGCUGAGGCGGCUGCAGCGAGGGCACGGCGAGGAGGCCAUCGUCCCCCCCCCAGACUCGUCGAAAAUGCGUUACAUUGCAGCUUACCUUCUUGCUGUUCUUGGAGGCAAUGAUUCUCCAAGUUCAAAAGAUCUGAAGAAAAUUCUUGACAGUGUAGGCAUUGAAACAGAUGAUGAACGCAUGAACAAGGUCAUUAAUGAGCUGAAUGGGAAAAACAUCGAAGAUGUCAUUGCCCAAGGUAACAGCAAGCUUGCCAGCAUGCCGGCAGGUGGAGCGGUAGCAGUCUCCGCUGGAGGCCCCGCUGCUCCUGCUGCAGGCGCUGCACCUGCUGCUGCUGAGGAGAAGAAAGAAGAAAAGAAAGAAGAGUCGGAAGAAUCAGACGAUGAUAUGGGAUUUGGAUUGUUUGACUAAAAUUUUGUUAAGGGUUAUUCUAUAAUAAAUCUUGAUUGAAAGA